Molecule: messenger RNA, 5834 nt
Organism: Triplophysa rosa
Lineage: Eukaryota; Metazoa; Chordata; Actinopteri; Cypriniformes; Nemacheilidae
Gene: insyn1
Product: inhibitory synaptic factor 1
Exons: 4
Coding region: 1679-2629 (316 amino acids)
Biological process (GO): inhibitory postsynaptic potential
Cellular component (GO): postsynaptic density
Source: RefSeq, a predicted model, not a curated record
AGCAGCCAAAGCCUGUCCAUAAACUCCAGCCUCUUCCUCCCUCCAUCUGGCAGUGCGUACAGGAGAGAGAGGAGGGCGAGAGAGAGUGAGAGAGAGAGAACAGCGUGUGUGCGUCCACAGGGUUUCGAAUAACAGGCAGCUCCAGCAUCCCUCUCUCAGACAGAGUCUGUCGUCACGGGCGACAGGAGGCGUCUCAUCCGCUGUAGAGACGGAGCGUCGGCAGCCGGUGGUCGCCGCAGCAACAAGAGCAUCCGAGGAGUUCCUGGACUGUGGCUGGGAAGGCUGCCUGCUCGGCUGGGGGCUCGGAGAGGGAACGCGGGGCCAAUCUCCUCCCUCGCACCUCCUCUGCCGCUUCACUUUGUCAGUGAAGGACAGCUGUGGGCGAGUGUGAAUGAACGGACAGGGCUAGGGAUAAAAGAGUGGAAUCAGUGGGUUUGUGUGUGUGGGAAAGUGUGAGUUGGUAUGUUUCUGUAUGAUGGUGAGUGACGCGGGUACUAAGCGCACAGGAUGAUCUAAGCUCAGCCGAGCUGUAAACUGUUUUCCCUUCAGCUCUGUUGGGAAAAGAGAAGAAGCAAACCAGCACAUUGUUUCUACUACUGACCAGAGGAGAGGUGAGAGAGAGAACUCUGUGUUAUAAAGUAUUCCCACUGAGGCUGAUACAAUUACAUUUGGUGUCGCGUGAUAUUUUCUAGUGCCACUUAUUGGCAGCAACGAUUUUGGAGGGUCAAAUUCUGCUCUUUUAAUUUCUUCCCUUAUUCCCCGGAGCAAGAGACGUGGAAUUUACCUCCUCGUGACUUCUGAAGAGCGCACAGCUAUUACGAAGUCAUACCUUCUGGAUUUCACACAUCUUUAAAGGGAACUAGAUUGAGAUGCGAUGCCUGUCAACCGUUGCUGCAGAAUUUGGAAAGAAAUGACCAGAAGUAAAGCAUUCGGUUUAGAAAUCAAGGAUGUGCAAUUUAAUCUGACUUAAUUCCCUGCAAGGAAUGUAUCACAACACAUUAUCCAGUGCUGGGAAGAGGAAAGCUGGAAUGUUUGGACUUUUCAUUUAGAAAAACAUUAUCUACCCAAAACGUCUCAGAUUUUAAAAAGAGGUGUUCUUGUUCAGUAUUCAAACACUGAAUGUGUUGCAAUGUUGGGAGUUUUCUUUUUCCACCUGGAUUGGAUUUUACGAUAGUUCAGAAUGAGGAUCUGUCUCUCUAUUGCACCAUGCACAAAUGAAUGCAAUCCUCCACAUGUCUACAUGGAAGAGAUUUCUGCUUCAUAGACAACAGCUUUCAGUCCCAGAUUACCCCUAAGGACCCAUACUGCCCCACACAUAUUCACAGAUACAAUGAAAUGAACCACCGCAUCGUGCGCAUUUUGUUUAUUUUCCCCGGAGUUUGGUGUGUGUUUCUUGGAUAUAAGAGCCUAAUCGUCCUUCAAUGAUUCCAGCACCUUCUGUUUCAACCACAUCCUCGAGAUGCCCCGCGGUACACAGCAAGAGGAGGCUUGACCCCAGACCCAGCGAGGUCUCUCGGCUGCCCAGGCGUUUUUAAGAUGUUGAACCCUCCCUGCGCGGCCCGAGCCCCAGAUCGGAUCAGUAGCACUGCGGCUCCCGGUGGCCCCAGACAUGGAUCGUGGCUCGGCUUGCCCCUGCCCUCAGCGCUCCGCAACCCGGCCCGUGAGCAGCCUUUGAAGGAUGUCCCAGAGCGGAGCUCCGGCCCGGGAACCCUCUGAGACCCCCAGUCAGAGAGAACAGAUCCGCAGCCACAUGAAGAUGGUGAUCGAGCGGUUGGAAGGAAUUCUCAAAGAGCUGAAAGAUGUGGCGCACGAACUGCGGGAGGUGGUGGGUCAGAUUGACAAACUCACGUCGGAUCUCGACUUUGAUCUGGAUCCGGACGAUUGGACAGUUGCUACAGCGAGCAGCACUUCCAGUAGUGAGCGAGGUCUGGGCGAGGCCUUCAGGUUGGACUUCCUCAGCCAGGACAUGCUCUCUGACAGCUGGGAAUUCUGCAACUUCCUGGAGGUCUCUAAUGCUGCAAAUCGGAAAGCACACAGGGACGAGGUGGACGAAAGCCGAGAAAGACCUUCGUCAACCCCGCCUACGCCUGCCACCGCCAGCGUCUAUUCGCAGAUGAACGGGGGUCUCCCCGUCCCUAACGGACCAUUAAUAAUCACCCCGGAUUCUUCCAGCGAAGAAGCAUCCAGCUCUACGUACAGUCAAAAAACCUCUCGAACCUCGGGGACGAGAGAGAGGGUCCGCUUCAGUGACAAGAUCCUCUACCACGCAUUGUGCUGUGACGACGACGAAGAUGAGGAAGAGGACGGCGGGGAGGACGAAGAUAAAGGGGACUGCGGGACCCCGGACACGGACAGUGAACCCAGCCCUUUGGCUUGUUCACCCACGCCCCCUCUGUCCUCCUCCGAUCACCCGUCUGGCCUUUAUAACUGUCGAGAAACGGCUUCCGCUGGCCCCUCACCUGUAAAGGUCGCAGUUGUGGGGUCUCACACAUUACCCAGGAAAGGUCUUCUUUACCCAGGCUGCCGGAAAAAACUGCUGCGAAACAGCAGCACGCAAACAGUAUCGGAUAAAAGCACUCAAACUGUAUUGCCCUACGUCCCCGCCAAACAGAAAACCAAGGACCUCUGAGAUAACGCCCAACUUUAAAUAUAAAAAAAGAAUAAACUGAGGAAAUAUUACAAAGAACUCUAUACUAUUUAAUAUGAAAUACAUAGAUAAUAGAUUAAAAACUAAAAAACAAUAAAUAAAUUACUAAAUAAAUGAUAUAUGGGAAAAUUUCAAGACUUGCUAAGAUCGUUUUUAUGACUUGGAUAUUUGUUGCACAUAUUCAAAAGAGAGGAAUGCAGUUUGUUUUUGUAAGGUCUUCUAGGAAUUUUCACCCCUUCACGUCUUUCCCUAUUGUUAGGAGCAGCGUUUAAAAGGGGUUGUGCAAUUUCAGAUUUAUUGAUAAAGAGCUCUUUAAUAACUCCAUGACAUCAACUAUUUAAAUUGUGUAGUUUUUUUUAGCUUAUUUUAAAGAUAUAAAUUUUUUUCCAGGUAACAGACCAAAAAAAUUGAUGCAUCAUCAUGCACUUCAUAGAUUUUUGACCAAUUCAAUGAUCUCUCGAAUGAGAUAUGUCCCUCCUCGUAAUACAACCAGCUAGCAAGUAACAAAGCAAAUACAAUGUUUCCUAAAGCCUAUUGGCUAUUCACGAAAUAAGACUUGGCCUUUUGAUUGAUAGGGUCUUAAAGUGUGCAUUCUCAACACAAUCUCACGACAAAAACGUAACUAUUUUACGAGGAGGUGUAUUUUGGCUAAUUUGUAUGAACUUGUACAAUCUCGUUUGUACUUCUUAGUUUGAUUUGCUUUCACGCCAGUGAUGUUAGGGGUGGGGCUUCAGUAUUGCUUUUUUUCUAGUCAUCAUACAUUUUUGUACAAUUCACAACGCACAAGUUCAUACGAAGAAGCCACCGUGUAAAAUAAUUCAGAAUUCCUGUGAGAUCAGGUCAAAAAGGGAUAAACCCAGAAAAUGGUUUAUAUUUUACCCAACAACAGGUUAAACACCAUUUUAGGUUAAAAGAACUCGGCAUAGGAUAAUUUACAACCCAACAAAUGGGUUUGGCCCUUUCCGACCCAACGCUGGGUUGAAAAUAACCCACCAUUUUUUCACAGUGAAUACUUAAAAAAAAAAAAGCUGGGAUAUUUUCAACCCAGCAUGAACCCAACCAAUGGGUUAUAUUUUGACACAACAAUGGGUUAAAAUAACCCAGCUUUUUGGGUUAAAACAACCCAGCAAGGAUACUUUACAACCCAACGGUUGGGUUUGUCUCUUUUUGACCCAACCCUGGGUUGAAAAUAACCCAACAUUCUUCAGGUGUGCUUAUGACAACUCAAAGAGAUCACUUUGUGACUUGCCUGGUUAUUUGAGGAGUCUACCCCUUGCACAGAGUCUUUGGUUUUGGUGCUUGGAUAAAGGUGGAGAAAAACGAAGUAUUCUGAAGUGCUUGUUUUCCACUUUGACAUUUACACUGUUUCUGCUCCCUCGGUUCUGCUCUCGGCGGGGGUAUGCAAGGUUGUCGGGGGUGAUGACUUGAAUCUCGGCGCACAAAGGCGAGAUGCAAAAGGUUAUGUCUCCCCAUUCUUGGGCCCAGUGGGGACGGGGAACUCAAUAGUGCUGUGUUUUAUUCAAAGGGAUGUUGCCAAUAGCACAGCUAAUCGAUCCGAUGGAUUGAAGGCUCUAUGAGGGGGCUUCCGUGCCGAGUCCUUGGCUUUCGGUUUGGAGGGUCUUUAACAAAACCCUGCCUCUCUGUUAGAGCUUUUGGUAUUUACUCUACAGUGGAAAAACAAUUCUGUGGUAGGCGGCGCGGAGGGUAGCAAGAAAUGUGCGAGUGGGAGGAACACAGAGAGAAAGAGAGAGGAAGAGAAAUUAUACAUUAGAAGCAAAUGAAGGCCAAAGUAGCUCAGCAAAAUGAGUGUUUGAAGACAGAUUGUUCUUAAUUACCCCCUCAAUGUAAUCAUUUACUGGGAAUUAGCUCCCGGGGGAACAGGGAUGGUCAGGCCGAUAGAUCCUGCACAAGCAUCUCUCUCAGCAUCCUCCAUCUUAUGGUCCCUUCAUAAACGCUUCUUCCAUUUUAAAGACAUUUAUUUUGUGAUGUGAGAACCGCUGUAGAACCAACAGCAAACAUGUCGAUCGAUGACAGUUAGGAUGUGAAUUCAGCUCGUAUGCAAUUACUGUAUGUAUCACCAAAAAUCCUGGGGUAAAUUCACUGAAGAGUUGUGCAGUAUAUCAGCAUGAAAACUUUUUAUUUAUAUACUAGAAACAAACCAAUGCAAUCACUUGUAGCUGUUAACUGAUUCAUAGUAGUAUGCAGUACUGUACAAUGAAUAUUUAUUUUAAGACAUUAUAGUCAAACAUACAGCCGGUUCAUUUGUCCUUCACGACCAGCACAAAAUAGAAGGAAAUGCCUUUAGCAUUGUGUUUUGUUUUUGGGCAUGUUUGCACCAUUAUCUGUUUUGCAUAAUUUAGUAAUUCACUUGAUCAAACUAUCAGAACAGCAAGUGCAAAUAAAUUACACUGUCAUUGGGCACAAUUCAUUCUUAGUGAAUCCCCCCUGUAUUUUUCCCCCCCUGUAUAAAAUAAAAUAAUAAAGGUGUUGAUGCCAUUGAAGAAUAAUUACUUUGAAGAAUAACAUUUUUGUUGCACUUUACCUUCUCUGUUCGGUUGUUAAGUGGUGACAUAAGGAAUACCGUUUUCGGGUCCAAGCAUCUAUUCAUUUCAAGCAGGGCUACAGCUUAAACAGCUGUUAAUGAGCACUGUUUACUCACAUCGCAGAUUUAAGCGGAGCAUUUAUUAACUCACAGUAUACACUACAGUCUCCAGGCUUACUGAAUCUCCGACAUCAAUAUUUGAAUAAAUUGAUUGAUGAAAAAUGAAUCACUGACUGGCCAUGUGGGAUUUCAUUACGAAGAUAAUGGAUAAUACUAUAAUAAUAGUUUUACAGGUCGCCAUGAGCGUAUAUUUGCCUUUUUUUUGUUGUUUGCCUAUAGCAUCUUAUUGAGCGUUUGGACCCGGAAACAGUAUAUGACCCUCCAUAUAUGGUGGUGUGUCACGCUGGUUGUUUUUUCCAGACUAAACAACCGCAUAGUCAAAAAUUGGAUCUACUAUGAAAAAGUAAGAAAGAACUUUCGAAGAAGCGUUGACUAAAAGGUUGUCUGCAAAACCAAAAAUGGUUCUUCUAUGGCAUCACUGUGAAGAACCAUUUGUAGCACCUUUAUUUUUAAGAAUGUACAUCAGUUAAAGGGAUAGUUCACCUUCAAAAUAAAAAUUCUGUCAUUAUUUACAUGCCCUCGCCA